AUGUCAGUACAUCCCCCAGAGGACGUCUUAUCUUGUGACACAAACAUGCUCAUUUUCAUCAACACACAUACUCGACUGAAGCGAGAGUACUGAGAUCAGUGACUGAAGUGUAUUUUACAAUGGAGGAAGACGGCAAAGAAACCAUUUCAAUUAGAGAGAGUAAAAGACGGGAACGUCAAGCAGGAUGAGAGAAGUGCUACACCUGGUGGAGAGAGAUCGUAAGACAGAAUGUAAACACAGUCGCUACAGUCCCAUUAGUUUUCUUUGUGCGGUUGCGCACAUUUGUACGGAAUGGGCCUUGGAGAGCCCAGAUAUUGGUAUUGGCUUAUGUGGGUGGAUCAUUGUCGGAUUAUCCAUCCUUCUGAUGCUCGCGACUCUGCCUCUCUCCAUAUGGAUGUGUAUUAAGAUUGUGAAGGAGUAUGAGAGGGCCAUCAUCUUUCGCCUGGGGCGGAUCCUACGAGGAAGAGCUAAAGGACCAGGCCUGUUCUUCAUCCUGCCGUGCACAGAUAAUUUCAUCAAUGUGGACAUGCGCACCAUCACCUUCGACAUCCCCCCACAAGAGGUUCUGACUAAGGACUCAGUGACGGUCAGUGUUGAUGGAGUGGUGUACUACCGUGUUCAGAAUGCCACCCUGGCUGUGGCCAACAUCACCAACGCUGACGCUGCCACCAGCUUGCUGGCACAGACCACCCUGAGGAACGUCCUGGGCACCAAGAACCUGGCUGAGAUCCUGUCUGACCGCGAGGAGAUAGCCCACAGCAUGCAGACUACCCUGGACGACGCUACAGAUGACUGGGGUAUCAAGGUGGAGCGGGUGGAGAUCAAGGACGUCAAACUGCCCCAGCAGCUCCAGAGGGCCAUGGCUGCAGAGGCCGAGGCUAGCCGCGAGGCCAGGGCAAAGGUGAUAGCAGCAGAGGGGGAGAUGAACGCUUCGCGGGCUCUGAAGGAGGCCUCUCUGGUGAUCGCUGAGUCUCCAUCGGGCUUGCAGCUGCGCUACCUGCAGACCCUCAACACCAUAGCUGCCGAGAAGAACUCUACCAUCAUCUUCCCCCUGCCAAUGGACAUGAUGCAGGCCUUCAUGAAGAGAGACUGAAGGGAGCCUGUUGGGUGCUGUGUGAGUGCUGUUACACACAUACAGUACACCCACACGAAACAAACAUUCCCACAUAUAUCAUAGUGUGCUGCUUUCCCUUGUGCCAAACAUUAUGUCAAUGCCAGCUGAUGCAGAGGACGCUAGCUAAAGAGCUUGGUUGAGCUUUAUGAGUCGAAGUACUUAAUGUAAAUGUUUUGUGUAUUAAGACAAUAUUCUGUAUUGUGAGUUCCCAUUGAAUGGAACAGAGAAACAGGAUUUGAACAAAAACAAGGGAAACUGCGUCGCCACUCGCCGGUACUACUGAGGUGUGGUGUUUCCAGCCCUGCUAUGAGACCAGGAUGUACUAGGGACCCUGUCUGUCUGUCUGUCUGUCUCCAUGGGAAGCAACCUCUUUACUAUGGCCAUUUAAGCAGCUCACAGCCUUAAAUCAUUGCCAUGGAGUCGAUGUACUCAUCUCACACAGUUUCUAUGCAUACCUGGAUGGAAAUUGUAAAUUGUAAUUGUUUUAAUAGCAGUAUUUACAGUACCUAUGCAGUAUACACUACUGUAUAAUACAUGGUAUGUGUUAUACACUGAGUAUACCAAACAUUAGGAACACCUUCCUAAUAUUGAAUUGCACCCCCUCAAAACAGACUCAGUUCGCCAGGGCAUGGACUCUACAAGGUGUUGAAAGCGUUCCACAGGGAUGCUGGCCCAUGUUGACUCCAAUGCUUCCCACAGUUAUGUCAAGUUGACUGGAUGUCCUUUGGGUGGUGGAUCAUUCUUGAUACACACGGGAAACUGUCGAGCGUGAAAAACCCAGCAGCGUUGCAGUUGAUGACACAAACCGGUGUGCCUGGCACCUACUACCAUACCCCGUUCAAAGGCACUUAUAUUUUUUGUCUUGCCCAUUCACCCUCUGAAUGGAACACAUACACAAUCCAUGUCUCAAUUGUCUCAAGGCUUAAAAGUCAUUCUUUAACCUGUCUCCUCCUCUUUAUCUACACUUAUUGAAGUGGAUUUAACGAGUGACAUCAAUAAGGGAUCAUUGCUUUCACCUGAAAUGACCUGGUCAGUCUGGCAUGAAAAGAGCAGGUGUUCUUAAUAUUUUGUAUUGUCAGUGUAUUCUGGUGUAUAGUGUUACUGUAUGUGUGAAGGAGGACAUAGUUACAUUAUUUCAUGUUACUAAACCACUCUGUUGUAACCUAUUAUUCUCAUAUUGAAAUGAUUUCUUAUCAUGUUUAUAUUUUCAUAUCCUUAUCAUGUUUAUAUUUUCAUAUCCUUAUCAUGCAAACUUGCUGUUGAACAGUUUCUAUAAAGGUCCAUGUUGAUUACGAUGAAUUGUAAAUGUAUUGACAUACAUUUGAAACUGAACUUUUCUCUUCCACUGUUGUCCUUCAAAGCCAUAUUGUUAUGUUCACUAUGAUUCAGCCUUUAAAUAAAAAUGAUAUACACUUUACAUGAUAUAUAUGAUGGAGACAACA
Molecule: messenger RNA, 2556 nt
Organism: Oncorhynchus kisutch (coho salmon)
Lineage: Eukaryota; Metazoa; Chordata; Actinopteri; Salmoniformes; Salmonidae
Product: erythrocyte band 7 integral membrane protein-like
Exons: 8
Coding region: 185-1093 (302 amino acids)
Cellular component (GO): plasma membrane
Source: RefSeq, a predicted model, not a curated record